AUGGGCAGAAAGGCAAAAUCGAGCAGUCGCCAGAAGAAAGAUGGAAAAGCAAAUAAAGAAGAAGCUGAUGUCGAUGUUGAUGGGAUUGCGGAUCAGAUCGAUGAGUCAAAGCCAUCAGUAGAGCGUGACUCAACAAUCCAAUCACGGGAACAGCAGGAGGAAGGUAAUGUCGCGCUGGCACGCAGCCUAGCCUCGGAGGAAGGCAAUACUCGGUCUGCACCAACAUUCAAUGAGAAGGAUUCUACCUUACAGUCACGAGAGGGGGAAGAUGAGGCCUUUGCGCGACAAUCGGUCGCUGAGCAGGACGCAGAGUACGCACAACAGUCUAAAAGGAGACGUGGGAGACCGAAGGCCUCAGAGACAAAAGCGACUCCAAGACCAACAGCAGCUAAGAGGACUCGACGGAAGAGCACGAAGGCGAAAUCACUGGAAGAAGACACCGUGGAAUUCGACGAUGAUGUGAAGGCAUCUGCACCAGCACCAGCGUCGUCACCGCCUACUCGACGGUCUGGACGAGCGAGGACUACUACCAAACGCUCUUAUAACGAAGAUGAUGAAGACGACGAAGACGAAUUGGUCGUCGACGACUCUGAGUCCACACCUGUUAAACCCUCGAAAUUUCCUGCUUCAGCACCUUCGACCGCCAAGAAAAGACGCGGCAAGGCCAUUGUCAAUAUGGACACGACGCAUCUUCUCACAUCGGACAAGAGUCGAUUGUUGGACGUCGACCUGCAUGACAUCAUCAACCAAGAGAUGUGGGAUAUCCUGACGCCAGAUCAAAAGGCGGAAUGUCUGGCCCUUGUGCCCGAUCUCGACCGAGUCUACCCACAAGACACCGACACCGACCCCCCAGAAAAAUACCUAUCCAAAGCCGACCUCAUACCCUCCUUCUUCCAACGCAAUCAAUUUCUCCGCGAAGCAAUCGCAGACUUUGUCGCCUGCCUCGAAUCCGACGCCUACGGCAACGAAGCCCUCAAAACCGCCCUCGCAACCAACGAACAACGCAAACAGGGCAAAUUCGACGCCUGGAAAGACCAGGAAUUCGAGAGGUAUUGGGGACAGAAGCAGAGGUUGGACUCGUAUGCGGUGGCAGGGGAUGCAAGGGGUGUGAGUUUUGCGGAUGUGGUGAAGGCGAGUGGGGCGUGUGUUGGUGAUGUGUGGGUCUAUCAUAGGAGUUUCGGGAAGGGGAAGGGACGGGCUGCGAUUCCGGUUCGAAAGGAAAUCCACCUCAUGGCUAUCGAUCCGCAGACAUCGGCCCUGACAUUCUCUGUCCCAGCUGGUGUACUUGAGUUACUCACCCCCGACGGACCUGCCCUGACUGUCGAGAACAUCAUCAGCGCUACCGGACUCGAAACAGUGAUUUUGGAUAUCGAUAGUCGUACUACGAAGCAGACCAGACCGAACGGUAAUGCGUGGAAACGCUUCAGGGUGAGGAGGCGGAACCAGGAUUUGGGCUCGUUAUUUGAGAUUCGGCAGAGGGUUUGGGGAGGUUUGCAGGAAUGA
Messenger RNA from Saitoella complicata NRRL Y-17804, 1503 nucleotides. RefSeq lists its product as uncharacterized. Bases 1 to 1503 code for a protein of 500 amino acids. The transcript has a single exon. NCBI's taxonomy places the organism in Eukaryota, Fungi, Ascomycota, Saitoellomycetes, Saitoellales, Saitoellaceae. The record is from RefSeq and is a predicted model, not a curated record.